CGGUACAUUGAGUCAAAGAUUUUGUGCUCUCCCGAACCGCGGAUCCGAAUUACUUCUCCCGUUGGGUCGCAGAGCUACUCUGCGCAUCAUAGACGUGCCCUGGAUGCAACUUCACCGCUCGUCAUGCUUCUAUCAGACUCCGGGCGUUCCGCGAAUGCCUCUGCGGUAGCUUGCAGCUGGCAGAAGCAUUUGACCGGAAAAUUCUCCUAACCCUUGUCAAUGCUCAAUUGCUGCCACCAUCCGUCAGCCAUGUCCGCGAUGGGAGCGCGGCAUUGAGCUAUCUUGCAGUCAGGAAAUUGCUUGAAUACUGUCGUAUUAUACAAGGGACACUCCCAUUCGACAUGACCCGCUUAUACAUAAGGGAACUGGCCCCUUACCAGCCAGGCGACAAUGGCACCGACGUGGUCAUCAACGAAGUGCACUUCAAUCGAACAGCACUAGACACCUACAACUACAGACUCUACACCAACGGGACUCUAUCCAACGGCACGAAAUGUUACCUAGCCUUCCAGCAAUUCAAACCUCACAUGUUCGCCGAGAGCGGUACCUUCAUCAACGGAACAUCAUGCUACGCGCCCAUCAACAACAUCGGCACCCACGCCUCCCUCGGCCUAGCCUACGCCCUCAUGUUCGUCCUCACCAUCUUCUUCAGCCUCAUCAACCUCCGCAAGCACGGCCGCAGCUACCUCCCCAACAACCGCCCCUGGACCAUCAUAAGCCGCCGCCUAAAAUGGUGCUGGCUCAUCUUCGUCGCCACCAGCGGCGCAAUCAGCUGCUUCAUGACCAUCGACGUCGACCGGAACUACAUCCAAAGCGCGCCCCUAAUCCUCCAAAGCGUCUUCUACACCCUCCUAACACCGACCCUCAUGGCGGCAGUCUGGGAAUCCGUCCGCCACUGGGCAACCUGGCAAGCGCGCCUCAUCCACGACCGCGACCCUUACGCCUUCAGCAAAACCUCCACCCGCAGAGCGCAGGAAACCCUCCUCCCAAUCCUCUUCUACGCCCUCGCCCUCUUCACCUUCUUCCUCACCGUGCCCCGGUCCUGGUCGUCAAUCGAGCUCCAACGCAGCCCAGAACAGCAGGCCCUAGUCGCCCGCCCCACAGCGACUGACACCCGCUUCCGCGUCGCAGGCUUCCUCGCCCUCGCAGACACCCUGGUCAUCUGCUACAGCCUCGAGCACAGCAUCUACCGCUACGUGCCCCGUCCCGGAAGCACCCUCGGCCAGCUCCUCUUCUACCUCAACGCCGCGCCCUCCCAGUUCCUAGUCUGCAUCGCCGUCCUGGGCGUCAAGAUCGGGUACGCCAUCGCCUCAGCCUUUGACUUCACCGUUUCGCCGCUGCGAUACGACGUCCAGUCCGGCUGGCUCUAUGGUCUAGGCUAUACGCCUACACUCCUGAUAAUCCUUAUCCUGAAUAUCAGUGGGUUCUGCGAGUUGAACGAGGACAAGGCGCUUAUUGCGCGGCGCGAGGAGCUGGAGACGGCGCUGGCGAGUGAGGAGGGGGUUGGGGCGGGCGGGAAGAGCUCGGCGUGGUGGAAGAAGCGGCGGUUGCGGGCAUUUGCGAGGGAGAUUACGGGGCGGAGGUUGGUGGCCCCGGGGGACGAGGAUGGGGAGGAUAUGGCGCGGUUUGUGGAGAUGGGGAUUAUUAAACCGCGGGGGCAGACUGGGGAGGAUAAGGACAAGGGGGAUCCUCAGGUUACUAUGACGCGACAGAGGAGUGAUGCGACGAGUGUUGGUGGUGGGUUGGAUCAUGUCGACUGUGUUGUGGCGCCGGAGAGGGGUUCGUCUGGAGAUCGGGAUGAGCGGGUGUAGAGGGAGAGGGGGAUUUGUGUGUCUUGUAUCAAGUAUGAUUAGGUGUGUUAUAGGAAGGUUGACCUUGGUAUAGGGGGAUGGGGUUUGUUGGUAUAAUUACGUAUUCAAAGGAGUACGGUUGGAGUAGAACUUUGGGUUAUUUUUAGACAUGGUUAUAAUACCACUCCGUCUGUCUUGUCUGUUACAUUCAGAUCAGAAGCAAUCUGUUAGGGACAUAUACUGUUGGGCAUAGUGUGGGGUUUGUUUGCAGAUAUGAUCAGGGGUCAAAGUUUUCUGCAUGUAUGUAUGUGCAUAGGAACAAGGAAGACUUCUACACCCUAGAUACAGUAAGCUCAGCCAGUAUAAUCAAUCAACAUAGUCAAU
Messenger RNA from Aspergillus alliaceus, 2174 nucleotides. Its product is annotated as DUF2434 domain-containing protein. The transcript has a single exon. NCBI's taxonomy places the organism in Eukaryota, Fungi, Ascomycota, Eurotiomycetes, Eurotiales, Aspergillaceae. Bases 342 to 1811 code for a protein of 489 amino acids. The record is from RefSeq and is a predicted model, not a curated record.